This is a messenger RNA of Kwoniella mangroviensis CBS 8507, 3258 nucleotides long. RefSeq lists its product as uncharacterized. The transcript has 7 exons. Gene Ontology annotation, biological process: copper ion import; intracellular iron ion homeostasis; iron ion transport. Gene Ontology annotation, molecular function: ferric-chelate reductase activity. NCBI's taxonomy places the organism in Eukaryota, Fungi, Basidiomycota, Tremellomycetes, Tremellales, Cryptococcaceae. Bases 1 to 3258 code for a protein of 1085 amino acids. Gene Ontology annotation, cellular component: plasma membrane. The record is from RefSeq and is a predicted model, not a curated record.
AUGACAGUGACAGGUGCACUAUCAGCAGAUGUAGCUCAGGGGACAUAUGUACCUCCAUUCCAAUAUGUAACCUCUUAUGCUCAGGCCCCAGAAGUGACAGGUUCGAUAACUAGUGCAUUACCUGUCAAUCCCACCGUCACCGCUUCUUCCGAUGCUGCCUAUGCGACGGCAUACCUCCAAGCUCAUAUGAUGAGUUGGCCAUCAUACCGCUAUGCCUAUCUACUAUGGUUCAUAUUCAUCGCUCUGGGAGGAAUCUACGCUCUAUCACACCAUCUUAGAUUAUCGGGCGGUUCGUUAGGUGCGGGGUUCAAGAGGUGGGGUAUGAAGAGGAAACCUGUUGGUCGGAAGAGAGCAGGAGGCGCAAGGGGAAUGGCCUUACCAAGUAACGGUGCAUUGAUAUCCAUCGGGAUCAUGUCGAUCGUCACGGUCGUCUUAGCAUUGAUAGGAGCAGAUUACAUCAAUCCCAAGUCGUCAACAUUCAAUUUUGGCGACUCGUUCAGGAAAAGAGCUUCGAUAAACUAUACAAUCAACAAAGCUUGGUGGACGACUGGAUCAAGAUUUGGAUUUAUGGCUUUCGCAUUGAUGCCAUUAGUAGUCUUAUUCGCAUUGAAGGCUCCACCCAUAGCUAUCUUCGCCAUCAGGGGUUUCACACAUCUCUAUUCGGAUAAAUUGGCUUUGUUCCAUCGAGCGGCAGCCUGGAUCGUGUGGGGUUUCACUACUGUACAUGUGGUACUUUGGACGGUCCAACUAUUUCAAGAUCAACAGAAAGGAAGAGCAGUCUGGUUCUUGAUUUGGAAUAGUUAUAGAUUCAUCUUUGGUUGUGUGGCUUAUGCUGCUAUGACUGCGGUUAUGGUGUUGAGCUUGAAGCCGUUUAGGAAAAAUUCAUAUGAGUUCUUCUACGCUGCUCAUGUCGUCUUCGUCGUCCUCACCAUUGUAUGUUCAGCAAUUCAUCACCCCGUAUUAUGGUUCUGGAUGGCAGGGGCAUUAGGCCUGUGGGGAUUGGAGAGGGCAUAUCGCUUCGUCCGAUUAGCCAAGAUCAAUGGGAUGUUGGGGAGGAAAAAGAGGGAUAGCCUGGAGGUCGUUGCUGGAAGACCGUACAAGGAUGCUACGCAAAGCUAUGGGAUGCAAGAGCUCAAGAGAAGCAGUGAUUACGAUCCGCCAUAUACCGACAAGACUCUCCCAAGACCACCGCAAGCUCAACAGGAGAAUGAAUAUGAAUCAAACGAUUUUGGAAGAUCGUCUAAUUAUGGGUACUACGACGAAGGAUCGCUCCAACCAUUGGGAUCGUAUGAGUCACGAUACGACCAACCUCAACAUCAACGAACAGAAUCUACAACCAGCAUGAUGCCUAUGCCUCGAAGGCCCAACAUGCCUUCUUUUGUACCCGUUCCUAUCCCAAUCGGUUAUGCUCAAGCUCAACUGUUACCCUCGCGCACGAUUCGAUUGACAAUCAACGUUUCUCGCCCGUUCAAAUGGUCCCCUGGUCAAAGUGUAUUACUGUAUCUUCCUGAAUUAUCCCGAUUUCAAUCACACCCUUUUACAAUAACCAACAAUGAUCCCAAUGAGAUUGUUCUCCUCGUCAAAGCUAGGAAAGGCUUGACGAGGCGGCUUUUCGAUUUGGUACGAGCGCGAUCUUUAGCUGCUGUGGGAGUUCAUGAUGUGAAAGAUAAGAGGAUAUCAUUGCAGUCAAUAAAUCCUAGUGAGACCAAAUUGGCACUGCAAGUACCACCGAUCUUCAUCAAAGCAUGGGUAGAUGGACCGAUGGGAUCUGCAGGACGGGUGAGAUGGGAUAACUACUCGACGGUUUUGAUCAUAUGUGGAGGAUCCGGUGUCAGUUUUGGUGCUGCGAUAUGCGAUCACGUCUGUCGAAAGAUCAAUAAUGGGAUUGGAAAAAAUAGGAGAGUCAGAUUUUGCUGGGUGGUCAGAGAAUUCGCUGAAAUAGCAUGGGUGGCGAGUCAAUUGAGAAGAUGUCAGAAUUUAGUAUCGGCCUCACAACUUGAAAUCAGCAUAUUCGUGACUAAAUCGCAUAAACCCAGUUAUAGACCUCAACAGAGUGGAUAUGAAUUUGCACCUCCCAGACCUGGUUUCAUAGGUGGACCAACACAUCAGAGAAGAGGAUCAGCCGAUUCUAUCACAAGUCAAUUGAGUGUCGAUACCGAUGUGGAACCUCAGAUGGAUUACGAUGAAACGGUUGAUAGUCACCUUUCGUCGAACUAUGCGGAUAUCAUCGAUUUGACGAAUUACGAAGAUGAAGAGGAUGUGAAUGAUCCGGCCGAGAAUAUCUUAUCUGAAAAUUUACAGAAACAAGGUAAGAUCAAACGAGCGAAAAGUAGAAAGGCGGCAAAGAGGAAUACCAGAGGUAGUGGACCUCCUGCUGGAUCACCGUUGUAUCCACCUAAUCGACAAUCACAACAUCAACAACAAUCGUCUUACGAUCUACCUAUGCCCCGGCAAAAUAGCUCUUAUGGCGUAUACAACGAUUAUCAAAAUUCCCCGCAGAGGUUAUCAACUUCGUCAUACGAUGAUCCCUAUUCACCUCGAAGACCUUCAGGAUACGAUGAUGGUAAUUAUCAAGCUGGGCAAAACACUCUGUACGCCCCUCAACCGAAUCAGUAUCAACCCCAUCCUCAAUCCGCAUCUAUGAUGUUGUCUAGUACCAGUGGUUCAAACUAUGAUCGAAGACAAUCUUUCAGAUCUUUGGCAGAUUCGACAUACAAUCAGUAUAACCCAUUCAGUGGACCUGGUGGAGGAAAUUACUCGAUGGGUCCCUCACCUAGUCCGUCAAUAAUGAAUUUCGAUGACAAUGCUUCCGUUGCUGGAGAAUCCGUUAGAGAUCUAUUAUCAAGAACGUCAAGAACCCAAUCGAUGGUUUUAUUAGAAGAUCCAGAUUACGCGGAUAACAGCUCUAUCUCGAAUCCGUAUAAUAACGAUACUGGUCAUUCAAAUGGGGGAAUUCACCAGGAUAAGAGGAAAUCAUAUGAGAGUAAGAAAGACGGUGGAUUAUGGAUCGACGAAUCGGAUUAUGUCGCGAUGGAUAUAUUGACUGAAUUGACAAUAAAGGGUAAACCGAAGUUGUCGGCGAUGCUGGAAGAAGAGAUCGAAUUGAAUCUGGGUAAUAUGAUUGUUGCCACCUGCGGUCCAGUAACUCUAAAUACGGUAAUAAGGAAUUUGGUCUCUAAGCAUAUCUCACCAUCGAAAAUUCGUAAAGGUGAUAAAUCAGGUCAAAUCGAUAUAUAUAGUGAGGACUAUGAAGCAUAG